AUGCCACAAGCACCGCCAUCAUCUUCUGCUGAGAAAACACAGGAUAAUUCAAAUGCGGUUGGAAACACAAGUCCUACUGGCCAUUUGGAACUCAACCUACCUGUAUUCAACAAAAAAAAGAAUAGCACAAGGGAGAAUAAUGUCGCCAAAAUUAAAGUCGUGGUUGAUCUGACAGCUUAUAUGGAGAAGCAUGAGUUUUGUUUUGAUGCCGUUCUUGAUGAGCAUGUUACUAAUGAUGAAGUAUACCGAGCUACAAUUGAACCAAUUAUUCCCAUAAUUUUUGAACGAACCAAAGCUACCUGUUUUGCUUACGGCCAGACAGGAAGUGGCAAAACAUACACAAUGCAACCUUUACCGCUCAAAGCUGCAGAAGACCUUGUUCGACAGUUGCAUCAGCCAGUUUACCUGAGUCAGAAAUAA
Messenger RNA from Vicia faba (fava bean), 420 nucleotides. The record is from the annotation of a GenBank genome assembly. NCBI's taxonomy places the organism in Eukaryota, Viridiplantae, Streptophyta, Magnoliopsida, Fabales, Fabaceae.